Messenger RNA from Durio zibethinus, 1168 nucleotides. RefSeq names its product ubiquitin-conjugating enzyme E2 5-like. NCBI's taxonomy places the organism in Eukaryota, Viridiplantae, Streptophyta, Magnoliopsida, Malvales, Malvaceae. The record is from RefSeq and is a predicted model, not a curated record.
AAAUUAUGACGACAUUCAGUCCUACUCUCCGUAUAAAAUUCUUUUUGUUUUUUGACAAUUAAAUCCUUUUCUUUUUCCUGCCCUUUUCCCUACUUUUUUUCUUCCCUCUUUUGUUUCUCAAUUUCUGUUCAUUUCUUGAGAGUCUCUGUUUAUAGGCUGAUCGAUCGAGCCCUCUUCCUGUAUUUUUAUUUUGGGAAAUUACCCUUUGCUAAAACGUAGUUUGGUCUUUAAUUAUAUUGGCUCAAAAUGUCUUCUCCAAGCAAGAGAAGAGAAAUGGAUGUAAUGAAGUUGAUGAUGAGUGAUUACAAUGUCGAAACAAUAAAUGACGGACUCAACGAAUUCAAUGUCGAAUUUCAUGGUCCCAAAGAAAGUCUGUAUGAAGGUGGGGUUUGGAAAAUCCGGGUUGAGCUUCCGGAUGCUUAUCCAUACAAGUCUCCUUCUAUUGGAUUUGUGAACAAGAUAUUCCACCCAAAUGUUGAUGAAAUGUCUGGUUCUGUAUGCUUGGAUGUUAUUAACCAAUCAUGGAGUCCAAUGUUUGAUCUUUUAAAUAUUUUUGAAGUUUUUCUUCCACAGCUCUUACUUUAUCCAAACCCUUCAGACCCCCUAAAUGGAGAUGCGGCUUCAUUGAUGAUGAAGGAUCAGAAGCAAUAUGAUCAAAAAGUAAAAGAAUACUGUGAGCGAUAUGCAAAGAAAGAAAAUAUCACAAAAUCCCCAGCUGACGAGGAGACCGAUGAUGAUGAAGAUGUCACUGAUGAAGAAGCGGGAUCUAGCGAUGAUGAAAUUGCUGGACAUGCAGAUCCAUAAAUUAACUUUUAAGACCUGGCUUCUACGAAAUAAACACUUGAUAAAAGCCAUGAUGAAGCUGAACCCCUUGGUUGUUCUCCUCAGCAUAGAAAAAUAGAAAUGGUGAGUGAAGUUAGCUGUUUAAACAUACUAGGGCCCACAAGGAAAAUGGGAAGAACAAUUGAUACAUUAAAUCAAAUAUUUUUAUUAAACACAAUCUGUUGUUUAGUUAGUUAUUAUUUGAUUUUCUCAAAUAGCUUGCAUUUUCUUUCCUAAUAGAACCUGUUCUAGGAGAAUUCAUUGUAUUGUAUUUGUAUAUGGUUAAAAUUUUAUAUUUGUUUUAACCUUGUGCUGGAAUAUAUAACUUAAUAAACUUGUUUGCAAA